GUCGCCGGUUUUCACUUCCUUGAUGCUCACAGCUAACAGAGCUGCACAAUGAAAAUACUCACUUUAUUCAGCUUAUUUGCCACCUAUUCAUCAGGAAACAUUAUCAACAUCGAGGAAAACGUAGGGCAGUUUUUUAGCAGUGGUCAUACAAACAACUGGGCUGUUCUGGUGUGUACAUCCAGAUUCUGGUUCAACUACCGUCAUGUGGCAAACACGUUAUCCGUCUACAGGAGUGUUAAGAGGCUGGGCAUUCCUGACAGCCACAUAGUUCUCAUGCUGGCUGAUGACAUGGCUUGUAACCACAGAAACCCCAAGCCUGCCACCGUGUUCAGCCACAAGAACAUGGAGCUGAACGUGUACGGUGACGACGUGGAGGUGGACUACAGAGGAUAUGAGGUGACCGUGGAGAACUUCCUUCGUGUUUUGACGGGCCGGCUGCCGCCCAGCACGCCGCGCUCCAAACGCCUCCUCGCUGACGACCGGAGCAACAUCCUCAUAUAUCUGACAGGCCAUGGUGGAAACGGCUUUCUGAAGUUCCAGGACUCUGAGGAGAUCAGUAACGUGGAGCUGGCCGACGCUUUUGAGCAGAUGUGGCAGAAGAGAAGGUAUAACGAGCUGCUCUUCAUCAUUGACACCUGUCAGGGCGCCUCCAUGUACGAGCGGUUUUACUCCCCAAACCUCAUGGCUCUGGCCAGCAGUCAGGUCGGAGAGGACUCUCUGUCGCAUCAGCCAGAUUUGGCCAUAGGAGUCCAUCUGAUGGACCGCUACACCUUCUACCUGCUGGAGUUCCUGGAAGACAUCCACCCUGCAAGCAAAUCCAACAUGAACGACCUGUUCAAAGUGUGUCCCAAGAGUCAGUGUGUGUCCACUCCGGGCCACCGUACUGACCUCUUCCUGAGGGACCCAGGAAGUGUCCUCAUCACUGAUUUCUUUGGCAGCGUGCGCAAAAUCGAGAUCACCAUGGAAACCAUCAACUUGACCGACCCCAUCCAACAGGUGGAGCUGAGUCCUGUCAAUGAAGAGCUUCAGAUAGAGAAGUACUCCUAUGCAGACCAGCUGCCGGUGUCUGAGAUCAUCCAUCAGAAACCAAAGCAGAGAGACUGGCACCCCCCUGAUGGCUUCAUCCUGGGCCUGUGGACUCUAAUCCUCCUGGUGUUUUUCAAGACGUACGGCAUGAAGCACCUCAAACACAUCUUCUGAGGCCUCAGCAUUCACACCGCUGGAUAUCGGAGGACACAGAGCUGCAGAUAUGGAGCUUUCGCUGAAGGGAUAUUAGAGGAAAGGGUGCGGGGUGUGACAGGCUUAUUUUUCCUGUAAAGUGGAAAGAGAUGUUUAGCACCACAAAUGCUUUCCCAGGAACUGUGUGUUGCAGUUGGUGCCUUUUAGUUUUCUUUUGGGUGAUUUCUUUCCGUUGAUGAAAUGUAAGCAUGUGUGUAUUUUUCCAAAUGUGACGAGGGACACACACUUCAAAGUCAUGCAUUGGAUUUGCAGUUCCUCAAUGCCACGGACAUUUGAUAUGUUUUAGGUUUUUCUUGGAUUUGUGUUUAUUUAUUUUGGUGUGGAAAGUGUCUGUGUUGUCGAGCCAUUCCAUUGUUAUUUGGUACAAAAAAUGCACUGAAUUUAUCUGCAGAUAAUUUAAUUUAUUUCUGAAAGCGCGCUACUCUACAUAUUUCAGUAGCGGCGGCGGCCUUUUAUUGUUUAAGUGCUACUCAGAGUGUCUGCUCGGUCAGGAGAAGGAAAGUGUGUGAUGAGGGCGGCUGAUUGGCUGUGAGUGGGCUGUGAAGAGAUUACUAUUUUAUGUCUCUCUUGUCUAUAUACAUUACACCCCUUGACUGUCAUAUCACGCUCGUGAAGGAUAACAAUCGCACGUAAUCCCAUCUCGCCCGAUGGACCCAUCCACUUUCCCAUUCACCAAAUUGCCCUCCCUGUGGAAACAUCCAUUAGCUCCCCAGCCGGGUACUCCGCUGAUUGUAUUCUGGAUGAUGGACGGCUAUUUCUCCGGCCAUUCCACGCCCGGCGCUACAGCAGCGAUAAGUGAGUGAUAACCUAGUAAGCUGCCGGCCGUCCUAAAUGAAUCUCCUCGGUGCUGUUCACCUCCUUUUGCCCCUCUCUCUUCCCCUGCAUGUGUAACUCCUCUGCAUUAGGCUCAUUGUUGGAGGGAGUGACUGAUUCUCAAAGCAUACGGGUUGAACCUGCGGUAGUUUGUCUUUGAGGAUCAUCCACUGCAACUGUGCUCUGCAGCUGAAGCAGAAAAUAGAUGGGAUUGGAAAUGAAACCAUAUGUAUCAGAGGGCAGCUGCUGCGUCAGCCACCAAAUACCUUUUUUCUUAUGCAUUAUGUAUGCAAUGCUUAUUUCUUCUUCCUCUCCGUGUAUAAUUUCCUGUAAUCUCAUUCUGCCUGGUCCCCUUUCCUAGAGAGCAAGAUCCUUUUGAUACCCUGAUUAAAGAUGAAACACUCAAUUAAAUGAA
This is a messenger RNA of Trematomus bernacchii (emerald rockcod), 2467 nucleotides long. RefSeq names its product phosphatidylinositol glycan anchor biosynthesis, class K (gene pigk). The coding region runs from base 49 to 1200 and encodes 383 amino acids. Gene Ontology annotation, cellular component: GPI-anchor transamidase complex. Gene Ontology annotation, biological process: attachment of GPI anchor to protein; proteolysis; protein localization to cell surface. Lineage: Eukaryota; Metazoa; Chordata; Actinopteri; Perciformes; Nototheniidae. The record is from RefSeq and is a predicted model, not a curated record. Gene Ontology annotation, molecular function: GPI-anchor transamidase activity. The transcript is spliced from 11 exons.